Tricharina praecox is the source of this 1034-nucleotide messenger RNA. RefSeq lists its product as uncharacterized. The coding region runs from base 142 to 921 and encodes 259 amino acids. Gene Ontology annotation, molecular function: oxidoreductase activity, acting on the CH-OH group of donors, NAD or NADP as acceptor. The transcript is spliced from 2 exons. Lineage: Eukaryota; Fungi; Ascomycota; Pezizomycetes; Pezizales; Pyronemataceae. The record is from RefSeq and is a predicted model, not a curated record.
AGGUCGGUAAUUUAUGGCCGAAAAUAGACAGGUUGCCGACAUCCGGGAUCUAGCGGGGAAGCUCACAUAUCAAGAGCUAUGUAUCAAGGAUAAAACCCCUCAUCUCCACACUUCACCAUCACGAACUCGAUACCAUCCACAAUGACCUCCGCUUUCGACCUUACCGGUAAGACUACCCUCGUUACCGGUGGAACCCGUGGCAUCGGCAAAGCCAUGGCGAUGGCACUCGCCGAAGCCGGGGCAGACAUCAUCUUGGUCCAGCGUGACGGACUCAAUACCUCAACCUGCGAAGCCAUCCAAGCGCUGGGCCGGCAAUGCGCCAUCGUAACCGCUGACCUUUCCGACGCCGCUUCGGUCUCCUCGAUCGUUCCGGAUCUCCUCUCGAGACUCUCCUCACUACCCAACGGCGGGAUCCACAUUCUGCUCAAUGCGGCGGGCAUCCAGCGUCGCCGCGCAGCACAUGAGUUCCUGCAGGAAGACUGGGACGAAGUGCUGCAAACGAAUCUCUCCAGCGUGUUCACACUAUGCCGCACCGUCGGCAAUUACUGGCUCGCGCACAAGAUCCACGGCAGACUCAUCAACGUCGCGAGCCUGCUCAGCUUCCAGGGCGGGUUCUCGGUCGCGGCCUAUACCGCGUCGAAACAUGGUGUUGCGGGAAUCACGAAGGCGCUGAGUAAUGAGUGGGCUGGGAGCGGCAUCGGCGUUAAUGCUAUCGCUCCUGGGUAUAUCGCAACGGAUAUGAAUGCCGAGUUGCAGAAAGACGAGGUCAGGAAUCGCCAGAUUCUGGAAAGGAUACCCGCACAGAGGUGGGGGAAACCCGAAGACUUUAAGGGCCCAGUAGUGUUUUUGGCGAGUGAGAGGGCGAGUGGAUAUGUCACCGGUGAGACGCUGGUGGUGGAUGGUGGGUGGAUGGCGCGGUGAGGCGAGUAACUGCAGCAAUAGAAGAACAAUGCAGUUCACAUAAUAUUUUUCGGGUUGUGGUGCUCGGAAAUUCACACAUAUCUGAACAACCAGUUACUAAGUGAGCAAUGGAG